Molecule: messenger RNA, 1758 nt
Organism: Harpia harpyja (harpy eagle)
Lineage: Eukaryota; Metazoa; Chordata; Aves; Accipitriformes; Accipitridae
Gene: CD247
Product: CD247 molecule
Exons: 8
Coding region: 191-694 (167 amino acids)
Biological process (GO): cell surface receptor signaling pathway
Cellular component (GO): membrane
Molecular function (GO): transmembrane signaling receptor activity
Source: RefSeq, a predicted model, not a curated record
CCUCAGAGGCUGCCUGGCUGCGAGGCAGAGGAGGCGCGUGCUUGGGCGCCGCUGCCGGCAGGUGGACUCGGAAAGGCCUCGUAGGAGCUGAGCUUCCUGCGGGGCGGCAGAACAGCAAAGCCCGGGGAGGCAGCUCUUCUCCUCCUCGCCCCGCGGCCUCCCGCUCCCCAGCACCGCCCGGGCGAGCAAGAUGAAGUGGAAGAGGGUCGCGAUCUUUGCCAUCUUGCAGGCACAGCUCCCAGUCACCGAUGCUGUACCAGUUCUUGGACUGACAGACCCAAGACUCUGCUACUUACUGGAUGGAUUCCUCUUCAUUUACGCAGUCGUCAUGACAGCCCUUUUUGUGAAAGCAAAGCUUAGCCAAGCCUCUGAACCCCAGCUGCGACCAGGCCAGGAUGAUGUGUAUAAUAAACUGUCUCGUGGACACAGAGAUGAAUAUGAUGUUCUGGGGGCAAAGCGAGGUGCAGACCCUGAGCUGGGUGGGAGACACCAGCAGAGAAGAAAGAACCCUCAGGACACUGUCUACACUUCACUGCAGAAGGACAAGAUGGGUGAGGCAUACAGUGAAAUUGGAAUGAAGGGAGAGCAGCAGAGGCGGCGAGGCAAAGGGAAUGAAGGUGUCUACCAGGGACUCAGUACAGCAACCAAGGACACUUAUGAUGCUCUCCAAAUGCAGCCUUUGCCCCCCCGCUAAGUGGGAGUCACAGAUGGGAUGGGCAAGAGUGAGAGAUGCCCACCUGCUUUGGGGAGGAAAGGAGAGAAAGCCUUGUUCAUCCAAAAUAAACGCUGUGUAUUUUCUCAGUGCAAAAACCUACUUUGGUUGGUGCGCAGAGGGAGUAUGUCUGGACUUGGUCAGUCCCUUCUCCCUUCCCUCCUGAAUCAUGUUAACUGCAAGCUUUAGCUAUUAAAGUGUACAUAUCUGUAAAGUUGUUUCCAAUAGCAGUGGUUACUAGGCUGAUUUUUGUAAGAUUUGUGUUGUGGGACCAGACCACACCUACUAAACACAGCUGUUUCUGUAGCUCUUACUUGCCUUCCAGGGGUAUCAUGACAUGCAAUUAUGGUUUCAUUGGAUUUAAAGAACAUGUAAAGAUAGGGCUGUAGUUAUUUCCUGUAGUAGUUAUCUUAAGACUAUUUGACACAGGCCAGCUAAACUUUUUGCUUUAAAUUUACCUUUUAAAAACUGUUUCAGUGGAGGACGACUUUUUUCUUUAAUUGUAAAAAGUGAUGCGAUGUUAGUAUAGUGAAGGACAGAGGCUGAAUGCCAGCUUUUCAAUAUGAAGAAAAAGAGCACUAAGCUCCAAGAAAAGAUCAAGCAAUGGCAUUGCCACUUGUCCAGCACCUGGAGCUAAACAAGAGCCAGGUAACCUGCAAAAGAGACUUCUCAGAAUGCAGAAGAUACCCCUGUUGCAAUGAAAACGAGAAUGGACUAAAGAGAGUAAUACUGGAAAAGCCAGGAAAACUCACCCUGGAGAAUCCCGUUUGGCUGUAACGUCUGCCCCCUCACGUCAGCAACAUCUGCAACUAUCACUGCAGAACACACUCCCCUUGUAAGAGCUGGUAUGGCAAUUCUGAUGUUAGAAACAGACCAAAACUAUCACUUCUGGGCAACAGAAACCAUACAAAAGCCAAUGUAAAUGCAGUUUCCAAACCAGUCUAUUGUCAGUUUACCUUUAAAGAUGAUGCAGGGAUCAUUCCAAAGAGAUACUAGUUCAACAAUGUAAUGAAUUUUUGCUGAAUUAAUAAAGUUAGUGUCAAAGA